This is a messenger RNA of Aphis gossypii (cotton aphid), 4306 nucleotides long. RefSeq names its product glycine receptor subunit alpha-4 (gene HisCl1). Gene Ontology annotation, molecular function: transmembrane signaling receptor activity; extracellular ligand-gated monoatomic ion channel activity; chloride channel activity. Lineage: Eukaryota; Metazoa; Arthropoda; Insecta; Hemiptera; Aphididae. Bases 305 to 2419 code for a protein of 704 amino acids. Gene Ontology annotation, biological process: chemical synaptic transmission; nervous system process; signal transduction. Gene Ontology annotation, cellular component: membrane; synapse; neuron projection. The transcript has 10 exons. The record is from RefSeq and is a predicted model, not a curated record.
AAACAAAUGUCACCCAGUAUAAAACAUCAUAUACAUCGUAUAUGCGUAUAAUCAUAUAUACUUAUAUAUUAUAUAGUAUUAUAUACGAAAUGGUAUUGAUCGGUCCAAGGUAGUAUGGCGCGCGCGUCUAUACACAUAAACAGCCAGCCAGCGCUGUGUGAACUUCUACACUACAAUAAGCUCGUAAGUCGGAAUAAUAAUAAAUUGUCCAGUGGAAAAAAUGUCAAAUCAAAGCAAUUCGAUCGCGGAAGAGGUUGGGCUCAUCGACGGGAUGUUAUUACGACUAUAACGUAAUUCGAGUCUAAUGACAAAUUUGUUUUUUCUGUACGGGAUUUAUGUUCUUCUUAUUAUCGGCCAGACCGCACUGAGUUCACAGAAAUAUCGGCACUGUUACGCUCGGCAUCACAAACGAUCGGCCAACCCGACGUUCAGGUACCGGCCGCACGUGUCGGCGUGCGCGUCACCGUCGUCCACCGUGGCCGCCUCUGACGACGACGACGACGGCGGCGGCUGCGAAGAAUCGCAACGGCGGCGGCAGUCGACGACGACCGAACAGCAGCCGCCGGUCAGGUGGCGGUUACCCGCGGUACCGUCGCCGCCACCGCCGCCACCGUCGCCACCGUCGCCGUCGUCCACGGACCGCGGCUGGACGCCGGGCCGCAAGCUGCACAAGCACCUGUUACUGGUCACCGGACAGGUGUACCACGAGUUCAUAGGCGAGUGUUCGGUGACGGAACAGGCGCGCGACCUGCACGGACUCGGCUCGGCGCUCCGGCGGCGGGAAUCCGGGACGCCCGGCGCCGCCGCCGACUUCGUGCUGGUCCAGGUGGGCACGGGCUGGCGGCUCGACGUCCGGCUGCUGGACGUGCUGGUCGACGGGCUGGGCAACGUGUCCGUGUACGCGGACAAGAAGUAUUACAGCAAAACGAUGGCCAAACACUGCCGGAACAUCGGCGGCGACCGGUGCACGCUGCUCACCAACCUGGUGCCCGUCAUCGAGCAGCUAGAGCGGCCACAGGAAUUCGGCGCCGGCGACGGUGGCGGCGGUGGCGUCGCCAUGUACGACCCGGACUGGAUCCCGGUGCCCGCCGUGCCGCCCCUGCCCCGUAACUUCACCGGCGACACCGAGAAGCAAAUCGAAUAUCUGACGUGGCGGCUGUGCGUCCGAGACAGGCGUCAAAAUUUCUACUACAAACUCGACCAGGACUCGCCGCGGUCCCCCUUGAGUGAUCAGAGCGAUAUUGCCGAGAGUGACAAUGUCGUCUUCGAAACCAGCUUGUCACUUACCGAUAUAUUACCGAUCAAUCCGAAGAACUACGACAAAAACCGCGCGCCGAAAGUACAGGGACAACCGACUAUUGUUUACUUUCACGUCACCGUGCUGUCUUUGGAUUCCAUCAAUGAAGAAUCCAUGACAUAUGUUGCGGACAUAUUUUUGGCACAAAGCUGGCGAGAUCAGAGACUUCGACUUCCAGAAAACAUGAGCGAAGACUACCGUAUACUGGACGUCGAAUGGUUGCACGAUAUAUGGCGACCAGAUUGUUUCUUCAAAAACGCAAAAAAAGUCACGUUUCACGAGAUGAGCAUACCCAACCAUUACUUGUGGCUGUACCACGACAAGACGCUGCUGUAUAUGUCAAAAUUGACGCUGGUAUUAUCGUGUGCAAUGAAAUUUGAAUCGUAUCCACAUGACACACAAAUAUGUUCAAUGAUGAUCGAAAGCCUGUCUCACACAACUCAUGAUUUGGUUUUUAUAUGGAACAUGACAGAUCCAUUAGUGGUAAACCCAGAUAUCGAGUUACCUCAACUUGAUAUAUCCAACAACAUAACUACCGAUUGCACAAUAGAAUACUCAACAGGGAAUUUCACAUGUUUGGCCGUGAUGUUUAAUUUACGAAGACGCUUAGGUUACCAUUUAUUCCACACAUACAUUCCAUCAGCACUCAUCGUUGUCAUGUCGUGGAUUUCGUUUUGGAUAAAACCCGAGGCUAUACCAGCUAGAGUGACGUUGGGUGUGACUUCGCUAUUGACACUCGCCACUCAAAACACUCAGUCACAACAGUCCCUGCCGCCUGUAUCCUACGUAAAAGCCAUCGAUAUAUGGAUGUCUUCGUGUUCGAUUUUCGUUUUUCUGUCCUUAAUGGAAUUCGCCGUCGUCAAUAAUUACAUGGGACCGGUGGCGACCAAAGUCAUGAAAGGAUACUCAGAAGAAGAUAUCCGAGGAGGCGAUGACUUUAAGGAACUAGACCCGAAAAGCCGAAGUCCGAUUAGGAGUGUAGCCACCGUAGCAGCGGCACCACAGUACCCGACUUUCUGUAACGGCCGCGCAAUCGCACUGUACAUCGACAAGUUCUCACGGUUCUUCUUCCCAUUUUCGUUUUUCAUCCUCAAUGUCGCCUAUUGGACAUCAUUCUUGUAAGCGACUAUACACCUAUACGUAUAUAAGUGACUAGACUUACGGCUUUUAGCCUAGUCUAAUAUGUACAACACAUGACAUAUUGACAUACCUACCUACAUAUGGCUACAUUCGAAUUAGACGACGUUUGUACAUCAUUACUGCGUUGUCGCCGUCAUUACGCUGUGACGAUGCAAGAUAUGUAAAUUUUACUAUUAUCGUAACUUUUUGUACGAAUCUCCUAGGUAAUUAUAUAGAUGUACCUUUAACCUAUCUACCUACUAUGCUCUACUAAUGAUUUUUUUUUUAUUUUAGUAAAACAUAUCAUAUUAUAUUAAGUCGCUGUAAUAAUAUUUUGUGUAAUUGCAUGAUUAAUAUUAAUUAUCGUUUAUCAAUCUAUAUACGUUUGUUUAAUAAAUUAUAUAUGUGUGUGUGUGUGUGUGAGAGAGAGUGUGUGAUUGAUUUUUAGAUAUAGUUAUAGCCGUAUAGUUAACCGUGUGUUUUUAAGUUAAAUACUUGAUAUAAUUUUGCAUUGAUAUUGAUGUACAAAUCGAUAUGCAGUACCUAUGUACCUAUACAUUAACAACUGUUAUUAUGACCGUUUAUAUUACGACAUUAAAAAGCCUGACAAAAUUGAUGUUUUUAUAUAGUUUUACUCAUAAUUUUAUUACUAAUAUCUAAUUAAUUAUUCGUAGUUCGUACAUAGGCUGAGCUUGAAAGUCAUAAAAGUUAAGAUCAACAAAACGAGAACAUAAAAAAAAUCUUAAAUAGGUAUGCAAAUUAAAAUUAAAACAUAUAAAUUAUUAUCUAGCAUAGCCAGCAUAGGUGUCUACACUAUUAUUAUGUUAAUAAAAAACUGCUAUUAUUCAUAUGAAAGAUAUAUAGUUUGAAAACUAUUCGAAUAAUGCUAUAAUAAUAUAGGUAUCUACCAUUAAAUUAUUACAAUAAAACAAGGCAUUAUCAAAAAGUUUUGUUUUAAUGGAAAAAUAUAUAUUUUUGUUGUUAAUUCACACAAGUCUUGAAAUAAUUGAGUAUUAAAUAGGCAUAUAAAUUAUAAGUAGUAAAAAAAACAUAUUAUUCGUAUUUAUUUUUUGAAAAUUUAAAAUAUAAUAUAAAAACUAAAAGAUAUGCACUGUUCUCUAAAACUGACAAAAUAUAAAUUUAAAAUAUUCGCGUUUUUAAACUCGUCAUUGAAUGAAUUUAUAACUUGGUCUAUUAUAAAUCGAGAGUAUUAAAAAAAAUAUGCAGUUUCUAAUUUCUAUGCCUUGAAUAUAAAUCAUAAACAUAGAUACCUAUAAAUGUUUAUUAUUAAUAAAUAAUUUAAAAAAAUGGAUGGGGCCAUACAUUUUUGUCAUGCUAACCACGGUGUCGUAAUAAACGGUUUCUUUUUUAAAAUUUUUUUUUUGUACUUUAAAAUAUGUAAUUUGUAUCUAUGGUAAAUGUGUACUAACAAAACACUAUGGUUAAUACAAUUAUUAUUUCUAACUCAUCUUUAAUCUAAUAUUAUACUUAAGUAAUGUUACUAGAAUAAUAUAAUAAUUAUAUAUACAUUGUUCUUAUUAAGUAACUACCUACUAUUAUAAUGAAAAACGUAUAUGGAUAAAUAAUGUAGUGAAAGUAUUAAGUAUAUUGUAACACUUAUUGUUUAAAUUAUGUACACACAAAUGAAACAAUUAAUUAAUGAUAAUAAAUUUCAUAUUUAAUUAAGCAAUAAAUCAAAAUUUUAACAUUAAAUUCUGCAGUGUAAGUGUAUAAACAGUAUGUUAACAUAAUAUAAUAUAUAAUGAAACCACAGAUAAAUUGGUAUUAAUAAUGCUUGUAUGUGUGGUACAGGUAGGUGGACAAAACUUAAAAUUGUCCCCUUAGUUUCAUCUCUCCUAUACAUUUUUACUAUUUGUUAUAAAAAAUGUA